GAUUUAAAUAAAAUUUGCAUAAUAUUAAUUUAUCUAUAUCGUCCCUAUGAACUACCGUUAUAACCAACUAUGAAAUUACUAAUUUAUUGUUUAUGGAUAUUUUCUUUUGUACUCUAAAAUAUAAAAACCUCAAUUUCACUAGGCCAGUGUAUUGUGCAGAGUGAAAUUCUUAAUAGGACGAAUAUUAGUAUACAACCCAUCCAUUCUGCUUGUUUUAAGAAUUACUUCGACCCCUGUUAAUUUACAACAUUUGAUAUAGUCUGUACAUUGCAGUAAGUAGGUACGUAUCUAACUAUAAUUAUUAUUAUGCAUUAGAUCAAUAAUAACAAGAUGGAUUGGGAGUGUCAUUCGAAAAAAUCUUGCAAACUCUGUGAACAUAUGAAUAGCUCCAAAAUAAACGAGCGUAGAAAGGAAUCCAGCGAUCAAAAACAUAUAAAGGAGUCUUUGAAUUUGAAAGAUAAAUCUUUGGAUAAUGAUGAGUAUAAAAAAACGGAAAUUACAUCAAAUACAUUUGGAAAAAACAUAAAAGCUACAUUCGACUAUAAGUGCUGUAAAUCAAAGUUAAAUAACAGCAGCAGUACAAAUGAAUCAAUAAAAACAAGUGAUGAAGAUUCUAUAAUUAAUGAAAAAAAAAACACCAAAAUUCCUGUAAUACUUGAAGAUUCAGGUGAAGAACCAAAGAAAAUAAAUCCGAAGAUUAAAGCUCGUUUACAUUUGGAUGUGUAUCAUUGUAAAUGUGGUAUGCCUGACUGUAUGUUAAGCCCAAGCUGGAGGAAUAUAUGCAACGAAGUGAACAGGAGAGACACCGUAGGAGAUGCAAUUAAAUAUCAAAUAUCUUUGAGAAAUUACUAUAAGAGGCUAUACAAUGGGACCACAUAUCAACUUGGUAGAAAUCUACAACUACUCUGAUUCUAUUAUUUAUCUUAGUUCUUAUCUUAAGCAAAAAUAUAUGAUGAGUAGUACAAUAUGUAUGAAUUGUACAAUUUGUUACAAAUUGUAUAAAAGUUAUGAAAGCAAUUAGAUAUAUUUAAAAAAAAAUUACUUUUAUACUAUUAAUGUUCUUUAAAUCAAAAAUGUCAUCUUGUAUGGGUGUAUGGCACACAUAUUGCCAAGCAUUGUGUAUAU
Messenger RNA from Acyrthosiphon pisum (pea aphid), 1125 nucleotides. RefSeq lists its product as uncharacterized. The transcript is spliced from 6 exons. Lineage: Eukaryota; Metazoa; Arthropoda; Insecta; Hemiptera; Aphididae. The record is from RefSeq and is a predicted model, not a curated record. Bases 331 to 909 code for a protein of 192 amino acids.